Phanerochaete carnosa HHB-10118-sp is the source of this 555-nucleotide messenger RNA. RefSeq lists its product as uncharacterized. The annotation marks the transcript as partial. The transcript is spliced from 2 exons. The record is from RefSeq and is a predicted model, not a curated record. Gene Ontology annotation, cellular component: cytoplasm; cytoophidium. NCBI's taxonomy places the organism in Eukaryota, Fungi, Basidiomycota, Agaricomycetes, Polyporales, Phanerochaetaceae. Gene Ontology annotation, biological process: CTP biosynthetic process; pyrimidine nucleobase biosynthetic process. Gene Ontology annotation, molecular function: identical protein binding; CTP synthase activity.
GGAGAUUCCCAUGUUCUGGACGACGGCGGAGAGGCCGGCCCCAAUCUUGGAAAUUUCGAACGCUGUCGAUACGACACUGUGCAGAGGCGUGCCAAUUGUGUUGAAAAUACCAUCCAAGUAAGUUUUAUUCUCGACCUUGGCUAUGCUGGUUCUCAUCUAGUAGCUGCGUCGCAGAUCGUCCCCCCUGUCACGAACACCUUUCAAGGCUGGGUAGAGCAUGCGGCGAAUAUCAUUGUUGGCGACUCAAGCGAAGAGGUGGAUCUACUCAUUGUCGAACUUGGUGGAAUUGUCCGUCGGUCACAUAAACCUGUUCCAUUCGUCGAGGCCAUGCAACAGCUGCGAUUAUACGUCGGCCAUGAAAAUGUUGCCCUAAUUCGCAUGCCUCUCGCUCCCGCUAGUCACGGCGGGCUGAAGACAAAGCUACUGUCCAGGCUUCGCGCGGACUUGAUCUCCUACCUGACCUCAUUAUGCGCCGUUUUGACAUUCAGAACUGCUCGAUUCUGCGACAAGAGAAUAUCUCCGUAUCUCCAUCAAGCGUGUCGUCGGUGCACAUGA